CCAGCUGCAGGCCACGGCGCUCUCCGUACAUCCCUCCAAAUGCAUUCCCACUGGCCUUUUUUUUGAGGAUCGCUCUCGGCGGUCCGCACAGACACCCCUCUUCUUACCCCCCCCAAUUCACGGCAAUGAGCUCCGGCAACGCGUCCUACCGAUGCUCCAUGUCGUCCUCCGCCGAUUUCUCCGACGAGGAGGACUUCAGCCAGAGGUCGGGGACGGUGUCGCCGGCGCCGGGGGACACGCUGCCCUGGAACCUACCCAAACAUGAGCGGUCCAAGCGGAAGAUCCAGGGCGGCUCCGUGCUUGACCCCGCCGAGAGGGCCGUGCUGCGCAUCGCCGAUGAGCGGGACAAAGUACAGAAGAAGACCUUCACAAAAUGGAUAAAUCAGCAUCUCAUGAAGGUUCGAAAGCAUGUGAAUGACCUAUAUGAAGACCUAAGAGAUGGACAUAACUUGAUCUCACUUUUAGAAGUUCUUUCUGGAGACACCUUGCCCCGAGAAAAAGGUCGGAUGCGUUUUCACAGACUGCAGAACGUCCAAAUUGCACUUGACUAUUUGAAAAAACGCCAGGUGAAACUGGUUAACAUUAGAAAUGACGACAUAACAGAUGGGAAUCCCAAAUUGACUUUGGGGUUGAUAUGGACCAUAAUUUUGCACUUUCAGAUAUCUGAUAUCCAUGUUACUGGAGAGUCUGAGGACAUGUCUGCUAAAGAGAGGCUGCUUCUGUGGUCGCAGCAGACAACCGAGGGUUAUGCUGGAAUACGUUGUGAAAAUUUCACUACUUGCUGGCGUGAUGGAAGGUUAUUUAAUGCCAUCAUUCAUAAAUACAGGCCGGACCUGAUAGACAUGAAUACCGUUGCUGUUCAAAGCAACCAUGCAAAUUUAGAACAUGCUUUUUUUGUAGCAGAAAAACUUGGUGUUGCCAGACUUCUGGAUCCUGAAGAUGUUGAUGUUUCCUCACCUGAUGAAAAGUCAGUAAUAACUUAUGUGUCAUCACUUUAUGAUGCAUUUCCCAAAGUACCAGAGGGUGGUGAAGGCAUCAGUGCAAAUGAUGUUGAAGUCAAAUGGGUUGAAUAUCAGAAUAUGGUGAACUACCUCAUGCAGUGGAUCAGACACCAUGUCACAAUAAUGUCUGACAGAACGUUUCCAAACAAUCCUGUGGAAUUGAAGGCACUUUAUAACCAAUAUUUACAGUUUAAAGAAGCAGAAAUUCCACCAAAAGAGACAGAUAAAUCAAAAAUUAAACGUUUAUAUAAACUGCUAGAGGUUUGGAUAGAAUUUGGACGCAUAAAACUUCCUCAAGGCUACCAUCCAAAUGAUAUAGAAAAAGAAUGGGGAAAGCUUAUUAUUGCCAUGCUGGAAAGAGAGAAGACCCUUCGUCCUGAAGUGGAGAGGUUGGAAAUGCUGCAGCAGAUUGCAAACAGAAUUCAACGGGACAGCCGGAGCUGUGAGGACAAACUCAUACUCGCCCGGAACGCUCUGCACUCUGAUGCCAAGCGAUUAGAGUCUGGGCUUCAGUUCCAACAUGAAGCAGAGAUAGCUGGGUAUCUUCUUGAAUCUGAGAACCUUCUUCGCCAGCAAGUGAUUGAUGCCCAAAUUCUUAUUGAUGGAAAGUACUAUCAGGCAGACCAGCUUGUGCAAAGAGUUGCAAAACUUCGUGAUGAACUGAUGGCUGUACGGACUGAAUGUUCCUCCGUGUACAGCAAAGGACAUGCACUGACAACAGAGCAGACAAAGCUGAUGAUAUCAGGAAUAACAGAAAGCUUAAACUCAGGAUUUACAACAAACUUAACCCCCGAACUAAGUGCUGCAAUGACCCAGGGUUUAACACCUACUUUGACUUCUUCCAGCUUGACAUCUGGCCUUUCAUCAGGUCUUACUUCCAGACUGACACCUAGCAUCACUCCUGCUUACACACCAGGCAUCCCACCACGGUUAAUCCAAAGCUAUGUGACGGGCGUAGACAGUGGGGCUCUACAAACACUCAAACUGAUGCAAAUCAGAAAGCCUCUUAUGAAAUCAGCUUUUGUGGAUCAGAAUUUAACGGAAGAAGAGGUGAACAUGAAAUUUGUCCAGGACCUGUUGAACUGGGUAGAAGAAAUGCAGGUGCAACUCGAUCGAGCAGAAUGGGGUUCAGAUUUACCAAGUGUUGAAAGCCAUUUAGAAAAUCACAAAAAUGUCCACAAAGCUAUUGAGGAAUUUGAAUCCAGCCUUAAAGAAGCUAAAAUCAGUGAGAUCCAAAUGACCGCUCCUCUUAAACUCAGUUAUGCAGAAAAAUUGCACAAACUGGAGAGUCAGUAUUCAAAACUCUUGAACACAUCAAGAAAUCAGGAAAGGCAUCUAGAUACUCUUCACAAUUUUGUAUCUCGUGCUACUAGAGAGCUGAUCUGGCUGAAUGAAAAGGAAGAAGAAGAGGUUGCGUAUGACUGGAGUGAAAGAAACCCCAAUAUAACAAGAAAAAAAGAAUAUCAUGCAGAAUUAAUGAGAGAACUUGAUCAGAAAGAAGAAGUUAUUAAAUCAGUACAAGAAAUAGCUGAGCAAUUGCUUCUUGAAAAUCAUCCAGCCCGACUAACCAUUGAGGCCUAUAGAGCUGCAAUGCAGACACAAUGGAGCUGGAUUCUUCAGCUCUGUCACUGUGUUGAACAACAUUUGAGAGAAAAUGCUGCAUAUUUUGAGUUUUUCAGUGACGCCAAAGAAGCCAUGGAAUACUUAAAGAAUUUGAAAGAUACCAUAUACCGAAAAUACAGUUGUGAUAGAUCGAGCAGCCUUCAUAGGCUGGAAGACCUUGUCCAGGAGUCUAUGGAAGAAAAAGAACAACUCUUGCAGUAUAAGAGCACAGUAGCAGGCCUUGUGGGGAGAGCAAAGGCAAUAAUUCAGCUGAAGCCAAGGAACCCUGACUGUAUACUCAAAACAUCCAUCCCAAUUAAAGCCAUCUGUGACUAUAGGCAAAUCGAGAUAACUAUUUACAAAGAUGAUGAAUGUGUAUUAGCAAACAACUCCCAUCGUGGUAAAUGGAAAGUCAUUAGCCCAAGUGGUAAUGAGGCCAUGGUUCCAUCUGUAUGCUUUACAGUCCCUCCACCAAACAAAGAAGCAAUAGAUACAGCCAACAGGAUUGAACAGCAAUUUCAGAAUGUUCUGGCUCUUUGGCAUGAGUCACAUGUAAACAUGAAGAGUGUGGUGUCCUGGCAUUACCUGACAAAUGAAAUUGAAGCUGUUCGAGCUGGCAAUGUUGCCUCGAUAAAGACAAUGCUGCCAGGUGAACAUCAACAGGUUCUAAGCAACUUGCAGUCCCGAUUUGAUGACUUUGUGGAAGAUAGCCAGGAGUCCAAAAUCUUCACAAGCUCUGAUACAGCACAGCUGGAAAGAGAUGUUGAUGUUUGCAAACAAUACUAUCAAGAGCUUCUGAAAUCUGCAGAAAGAGAGGAGCAGGAAGAAUCUAUUUACAAUUUGUACAUCUCUGAAGUCAGAAAUAUCAGACUACAGUUGGAGAGUUGUGAGGAGCGGUUAAUACGGCAGAUCCGAACCCCAAUGGAAAGGGAUGAUGUACAUGAAAGUAUGUUAAGGAUAUCAGAGCAAGAGAAACUGAAGAAAGAACUGGAUCGACUGAAAGAUGAUUUGGGAGUCAUCACAGACAAAUGUGAAGAAUUUUUCAGUCAAGCUGCUGGUUCACCUUCAGUCCCCACUCUGCGCUCUGAGCUCAAUGUUGUUAUUCAGAACAUGAACCAAGUUUAUUCCAUGUCUUCUAUCUACAUAGAUAAAUUAAAAACUGUAAAUUUGGUGCUGAAGAACACCCAAGGAGCAGAAACAUUAGUAAAACUCUAUGAAACUAAGUUGUGUGAAGAAGAGGCAGUAACAGCUGACAAAACCAAUAUUGAAAAUCUGAUGGGGACCUUAAAGCAAUGGAGAUCUGAAGUAGAUGAGAAGAGACGUGUGUUCCAUGCCUUAGAGGAUGAACUGCAGAAGGCAAAGAUGAUCAGUGAUCAGAUGUUUAAAAUGCACAAGGAACGUGAUCUUGACUUUGACUGGUAUAAAGAAAAAGUUGAUCAGUUAGCCGAGAGGUGGCAAAACAUUCAUUCUCAAAUUGAAAAUAGGUUGCGUGACUUAGAAGGUAUUAAUAAAUCUCUGAAGUAUUACAAAGAUACUUACAAUUCUUUGGACACUUGGAUUCAACAAGUGGAAGAUACUCAGCAAAAGAUUCAAGAACUCCAUCCAGAAAACAGCAAAGCAUUGGCUAAACAGCUGAACCAACAUAAGAUGCUGAUUUCUGAGAUUGAAAUGAAACAAAGCAAAAUAGAUGAAUGCCAGAAGUAUUCAGAACAAUACUCAUCUGCAGUGAAGGACUAUGAGUUGCAGACUAUGACCUACAGAGCUAUGGUUGACUCCCAACAAAAGUCUCCGGUGAAGCGCCGAAGAAUGCAAAGCUCAUCAGACUUCAUUAUUCAAGAGUUCAUGGAUUUACGGACUCGUUACACUGCCUUAGUGACCUUGAUGACCCAAUACAUUAAGUUUGCAGGUGACUCUCUGAAAAGACUGGAAGAGGAAGAGAGCUUACCAGAAGAGAGUGAACUCCAGCAACCUGUGAAGUCAGCUGAAGUCUUUCAACGUUUGGGAUGUAAUGAAGCUGUUGAAUUCAGAGAGGAAAACACACCUAACGAAAACCUGGUGGAAUAUUUGCAAAAAGAUAACUCUUUCAGUAAACCCAAACACACCAAAAAUAAAUUGGAGAUUGCCAGAAGAAAAUUACACAUAGAUAGAUAUGACACAAUUAAAACUGAUGGAACACUAAAGCAAUUCUUAAAUUUCAGUGGUCAAGAAAGUAGCAUUUGUGGCAACAGAGAAAAUAAGGAACAUACAGAGCAAGAUAAUUUAAUGGGGUUUGGUAACCAAAGUAAAGAAGAAGGAAAUGCCAAAAAAGAUAGCUUUGUUUCAGCUGGGAUCUGUGAAUGUGGAACUAAUGAUCCUGGUGAUAUGUUAAAUGAGCAAAUUGUCAAUGGAGAGACACAGAAAACAGAGGGAGUAUCAAAGAAGUUGCCUAAAGUGGAAAGGAUACACCAAACCACAGGAAAAAAAAAAUCAAGAAAGGCAGGGAGUGAUGUUUCAACAAAAGAAGAAUGUGAGAUGCAAUUGGAAACUGAUUUUGAGCUAACAAUGAAGAAAGAAAUUACUCCAAAAACUGGAAAGCGUGCCCUGAAUAUCAACCCUGAAUAUCAGUGCCCUGAAUAUCAGUGGCAACAUUUUUUACCAAGAACUCAUUAUGCAGGUCAGCAUGAAGAACAUUGCUUUACAGGAAGUGGUAUCCAUAAUACUUUAAACUCUGAAGACAGAGAGUUUCAAAUGUGUGGUGAAAAAGGUGACUCUCUCUCAGGUGUAAAGGCUUCAAUACCUUUGGUGGAAGGUGCAUCAUUUUCCAGAGAGCUGGCAGCACACAAUGAAAGUGAAAAAACAAAGCUAAAUUUGCAGUAUGUGAGCAAUCCAGGCAUUUCUGGUAGUGUUGAAAGGGAUAAGAACAAACUGCACAGAGCAUCUCUGAAUGAAAGUUACUUUACAGCAGGAAAGGAAAUCAUAGAAAAAUCAAAUUUAAGUCUAAAUGAGAUCAAGGGUACAAUGCAAGAAAGUGUAUCUAUUUCUUCAGGAAAUAUUUCAGAGAAUCAUUAUGCAUCCAAAGAAUCUGAAUCUGAUCCAUUAGGCUUUGAAAUGUCACCUGUGGAGAGUGAUCCAGCUUUAGGCACAGAAUUGUUAGGAGAUGCCAGUGAUUUAAAUGCAAAAAAAGCCCUCUCAGACAUUAUUUCUGGAGAGGAUUAUUUUCAGUUAUCAGAACUGGAUUAUGGAUUAACAAAAAGCCAUUUGAGUCACAAGGAGAAAGUAAGUGAGAAGAAAAUAUUACAGGGUAAAGUUCAUGGUUUAGAAAAUAUAAAUAUAAGCAGGGAGAAGCGGAGUGGAGAAGGCAAGUUAGAACAGGGUUUGUUGCUAGUUGCAGAAACGGAUAGUAGAGAUAAGGGUCAUAGCACAAAAGUACCUGGAAAAAACACUCAACUCCAGAAAACAUUCUGUGAAAAAACAGGGGAAAAAGCCUCACUUGAAAAGAAACAGAAGAAAAAAGAUAGAGGCAAUGAUAAUGAAGAGAAAAGCAGCACAGCUCUUAUUAAGAAAUUAAUGGAAGAGGAAAAGAAGGAACAUGUUGAGAAAGCUGGGGAUUUACUGAAAUGGGUGUCAAACCUCAGCAAGACACUCAGCAAAGAAGAAGGAGAAAAGACUGAAAAGACAGAUUUGCCUAAACAGCAGAUUUCUCUGGAUGAAGUGUCAACCAAGAAAGAACAAAUAGCUGAAGCUCUGCAGACCACUCAGUCAUUUUUAGCUAAGCACAGUGACAAAUUGACAGAAGAGGAGAGAAAUGAAAUGGAAAAGCAAGUCAGAUCCCUCCAGGAGAGCUACAGCUUGUUAUCCAGUGAAGCUUUAAAGCAAGUGCAGGAAGCACAAGGUCUGAGUGAUGAAAAGACAGAAGAAAAGGUGACUAAAGUCAUUGCUGGUGUUAUUGCCCAAACGACUGGAGAAGUCCUUUCAGUCUUUCAGUCUAUUUUAAAAGGUUUUAUUGACUAUGACACUGGAAUUAGAUUGCUUGAGAAUCAGCUGAUCCUUUCUGGAAUAAUUUCUCCAGAAUUAGGAGUAUGUUGUGAUUUGGAAGAAGCUAAGGCUCAUACCUUAAUUGAUGAGCAGAUUCAGUUGCAAUUGCAGGAAUUAAGUAAUGCAAAGAAGCUUAUUUCAGAAUCAUCAUUACCAAAUCUUCCAGUUGUAUCGGCUUUAGAACAAGGUCUAAUUUCAGAACCUUUGGCUAUUAAAAUUCUUGAGAAUCAGCUUUCAAGUGGGCACUUGAUUUUGCCAUCUACUGGAGAAAAUCUGACUUUGCAGAAUGCUUUCCAGAGAAACCUGAUUUCUCCAACCUUAUAUAGAAAGCUUCUGGAAAGACAAGACACAUGUAAAGAUCUCAUAGACCCCAACUGUGCUGAGAAGAUUUCCCUUGAGCAGAUGGUUCGUAGAAGCAUAAUACAUGAAGAAACAGGGUUAAGACUCUUACCUGUGAAACCACAAGAAAGAGGUAGACUCACACUCAAAUGUGGAAGGAAGAUAACUAUUUUUAGGGCAGCCCAUGAAGGGCUCAUUGACUGGGAAACAAUGUUCAGGCUACUGGGUGCUCAGUUAAUGUCUGGAGGUAUAACUGACCCUGACUCAGGAAAGCGAAUGACUGUGGAAGAAGCCAUGAGACAAGGGUUGAUAGAUCAGGACACUGCUUGUGGGAUCCUCACACAUCAGGUUCAGACCGGUGGAAUCCUUUGUCCAAAUUCAGGACAACGCUUGACUGUUGAUGAAGCUGUACAGUGCAACUUAAUAUCAUCUACCAGUGCAUUGCUGGUACUGGAAGCACAAAGAGGCUUUGUUGGACUAAUUUGGCCUCACACUGGUGAAAUAUUCCCCAUAUCAACUUCUUUGCACCAAGAGAUGAUAACAAAUGAGAUGGCGUUUAAAAUACUAAAUGAUAGACAGAAAAUAGCUGCGCUUUACAUUCCAGAAACCUGUGAAAUACUUAGUCUAGAUGAGGCUGCACGAUCAGGGAUAAUAGACAUCAAUUCUGUAUCUGUUUUAACCAAUGUGACUUUACCAGAUAAAAUGCCCAGUGUAGGAGAAUUAGAGUCCCCUUGUAAAAAUGUGGCAAAAUGGUUGUCAACAUAUGAAUUCCUGCCAUCUGUAUUUCAUGACUGUGAGGAGGGACAUGAAGAUUCUGGCACAGAAGACCCUGUGUGUCAUAAGUCAGAUCAAGUUAAGAAAUUAUUCAUAUCUUAUCUGAUGGUAAAUAGUUACAUGGAUGCAAACACUGGAGGAAGACUUCUGUUGUAUGAUGGACAACUGCAGGAAGCCAUCAAUAUGUUGCUGCAAGAUGAUGGUGCUACAUACGAUGCUGAUGUGUCAGAAAAGGAGUUUGAAAACAGAUACAUAAGCUCAAAAGGAAUUAACUUAAAGUCAUCUGGCAGCGUCUGCUUUAAUAAUGCCACAGGCAGUGUUCAGGGUGAUCUUUCAAGUGCUGAGAAUACUUCCAGUGACAAGAAAUUAAAUCAGCUGGAAGAUUUUGGGAGCUGCUUAUCUUUACAGGGAGAAGAUCUCCAUGUGUGUAGACCAGAUGUUUGUGAUGCUAUUGGUACUGAGCAUUCAGAAUAUACACAGGAGAUGCUGUUAACUAACUCUACAGAACUUAGAAAUAUAGUAAGUAGCACUCAAAAUUCCAUGAACAGAAAUGGACUCAAAGGUCUUCAGGAGGUUACUGAAUGGACAGAACUACCUAAGCAUAACAGUCAGAAGGCAAGUGCAGGAAAUGUUGAAUGGCAUUUUCCAAAUGACUCAAAUCCAAAUCUUAUUUCAGAAACAGAGAAAAAAGAAAUUUAUAUGGGUAAUGAAAACAGGAAUGAUAAAACCUUUCAAAAUUCCUUGAGUGUGAAUGAUUUUUCAGAUAAUGAAACCUGGAAAGAGCUGGAAAGGUGCACAAAAUACGAGCCUCACAUAUUUCAAGUUGAUAAUAACGGAAUGGUAUUGGAUAAGAGCAAGAAAGAUGAUUUUCAGAAAAGUCUUGAUUUAUCAAUCAAUGCAAAUACUGAGUAUAAACUUCGAGAAGAGUUGAUUAGUCAAUGUGGUGAUACACUACAGUUUGAAGACAAUGAAUAUAGUGAACAACCUCUACAGCAUUACACUGAUGUACUUAACAGGCCAUCCCUAGAGGAGUAUUAUGUAUAUGGCAGACCAUCCUUGGAGAGUAGUACUGAUUUGCAGAGUAAGCCGUAUCUAGAAGACAGUGGAGACAUGCUCUGUAGGCUUUCGUUGGAUGGCAACACUGUUACACGUGAUGAACCACUUGUGGAUGACAGUAACAGCACAGCACAAAUGCUAACACUAGAAGAAAGCAGUCUCACAUUCAGCAAGUUACUGCCAUGUGAUAGUAGUUCUGACUCAUCAGCUGAAGGGAGUGAUAGCGUCCCACAGUUUGGAAGUAACUGCUUGCAGCAUGAAUUUGGUGAGGUAGCCUCUGAAGAUGACAGCUCUGAGUUUGAUGAUGAUGAUGAUGAUGCCUAUGAAACACCUCAGGUUGAUGAUGAUGACAGUGAUGUCUAUGAUACUCCACAAAUCGAUGAUGAUUCCUGCGACACUUCUCAAGGUGAUGAUGGUUUUGAUUCCUUGCAGUUGGGGGAUGAUGAUACACAAGAGCCAGAAUCGUCUGGAACAUCAGUUCCGUUAGGUUUUCUAGAGGAGAGAGGUGGUCUAGUGCACCUGAGAGAAGAGACCAUCUCUUUUCAAGAACUGACAACUAAUGCUGGAGAGAGUGUCCAUGUAAGUCUGACAGGACUCCCUGAGAGUGUAAAUACAGCUUCUGAAAGUGCUGAAACUAUAGAAGGAAGCCCUAAGGAGAAAAGGGAAAGAACAGCGAGCUUUGGAGAGAAGGAGCAAAAGUUACCAAUUACUCUGGAGAGAGAAGGAAGAAAGGAGGGAGAACUUAGUUCUUUAUCAAAGAUGUAUGAAGCAGAAGUACGUGACAGAAAUGAGGAUGAUGAAAUGAAAGUGGAAAGUGACUCCUGUGAGGAAGAGUCUGAAAGUACACAGGAACAGGAAGACUCUGGGGAAGAAUAUGAUAGUUAUGAUGACUCUGAUACUGAUAGUGAUGAAGACAUGGAUAGUUUUUUUUCACAUCAUCAAUGUACAAACAAAGGUGACCAGCUGUUAAUUUCCUUAGGAGACACAGUAAAUAGUGAUGAAAAUAAUCAGAAUAGUGAUGACUGUUUCCGUUCUUCAGGCCACAAGACGGGAUCUAGUUUGCAAUUCCAGUCUAACUAUGAAAAUGGAAAACUGUCCUCAGGAAAAUAUGUCUCUGCAUCAGAUGUUUCUGAGGAAAGAUGUGUCGGUCUUACAUGUACAAAUGAAGAGGACAGACAGCAGGAAACAGAAGAUGAAUAUGGGGCUCGUGUCAAAAAUAAACACUUGUCACAAGAGACUGCUGAGCCUGCUCAGUCUGAAAAUACUUUUAAUGCUGAAGGGAUGUCAUGUAAGAGUGAAGAAAAUAAUAAAAGACAGCUUAACGUUCCAGGUUCUCAGCUUCUUGAUAAUUCUAUGACAUCUCAUGUCAGUGUAACAGCCUUCCUAAUUGCAAAGCAAGCUACUGAUGAUGAAGGUACUCAGACAGGUGAGCCAAGACAGAGAGAAUCAGUAUUUGCAGAAGAAAAAGUAUUAAAUGAUAUGGCUAGUAUGGAUCAACUAAAGGAAAGUUCACCCCAAAUGGACAAUAAAUUCUUCUUGGAUAUGCCUUCUGUGAGUGAUGGUGAUAGUUCAGUUGGUGACAAAGUACAUGCAGUCACCAGUUGGAAGCAUGAUCAAAUAGGAGGAGGUUUUGAAAUUCUUACAGAAAAUAAAAAUAGAGUAAACGUUGUGGAGAAACGUGAUACCAUGGGGCUGAAUAAAAGUCCCAUUCAGAUGGAAAGCCUUGGGGAAAUAUUUGAUGCAUCAAUAGCUAAAGCUGAUAGAGAAACUCCUGUUUUGAGUAAAGAAAAAGUAAAUGUUGAUCAAAGUGUGCUUGACAUCGGAGAUGGUGUGAAAUCAGAUGAAUUUAAGAGAGAUUUUAACACCUCUCCUUCUUUAAAACAAUACACAACAGACAUGAAAGGAGGUGGCCAUUCAGAACUGAAUAAAAAUGAAUCCUGUUCCUUUGAGGAGAAGGAAAAAGAAGAAAAGGGUAUACAGAAUGAAAACAAUUUUCUGCUAAACACAGAAGUACAUUCAAGUGAAUUUAUCACUUACUCUUUUCCUCCAACUGUUACAGUGAAACCAGAGGAAAUUGGCAUAACUGAAGAAUCAGGGAGAGUUAUUGGUCAAAAUACUGACAGAGUUCUUAAAGACGUUUCAGAAAACAAGAGCAGCAAUGAUAGCGUGUUUUCCCCAAUAAAAGCAGAUGCUUUAGAAAGUAUUGAGGAUGCCAAAGAAUCAGGAGGUGGAUGUGAAGUGCUGCCUUCUGGGAGUCAUAACCAUACCACUGACGUUUCUUCUGCAGUUCUGAGCAGCUUACGGGCUGACUUGAAUUAUGCCCAGAAAGAAUGUGAGAUGCUGAACAAAACAAAGGGAGAAAAUUUCAUAGCCAGGGAGACUUCCUCCCUUGAAAAUGGUUUCAAAAAACAAAUGUCCGUGGAGUCAUUGCAAAAGGAAAUGGAACCCUGCGAAGACUUUCAAGUAAAGGAAAGUAUUUUGCAAUCACCAGAAAUGUCUGACACACUCAUGAAUGACUUAAAGAAUAUAUUACAAAGGAAGUUGAAAAUGGAACAUGUUUACUGCAAGCAGGAAGGUGAACCCCUAACUUACUCUGAUACCAAAAAUUUAAUGCAAAAUUUGCUUUCAAUGGUUGAAAGCACCCAGCUUGGGAGUGACACAUCUAGUGGGUCAAACCUCAAGCAAUUAAGCAAUGCUGUUGCAACUGCAUUGAUGAUUACCCCACCAUGUACAGAGCCAAAGGACAGUGAUGCUCUUUCAUUGCUUUGGCCUGAUGGCCAAAGUCCUGAUCUUCUUCGCGAUAUUCUGAAGCAGCAGUUCUGGAAGCAAAAGAUGGCUGAUCCAGAUGACAGGAAGAGUGAAACAGACAUGAAGACACCUAAUCCAAAACUUACUACUUCUGAACUUCUGGAGAGUUUUCAUACUUCAGCUGGAGAUAAAGGUACAAACAAGUUAGAGGAGCUGAUAAGGGCUUUGCUUAUGAGCUCACAGGUUACUGGUAUCACCAUGGAACAUGAUGCUAAAGGAAAAGUAGAUGGACUUUGUACUCUUUUCUCAACAGAACAAUCAGAGUCAGAAAUUGAUAAAGAGAAAACAUUGGCAGAAAACACAGCUGUUUCAUGGAAAAGUGACCAGCAGCAUGGGAGGACAGACAAUCUGUCAAAAGGCUUUACUGAGCCUGUUUUCACAACAAAAGAAGCAGUCUUGGAAGACGUCCCUAGUAGCUUGGUCAAUGAAGUACAGCAGUGUUUAAAGCUGACAGAGAAAAUGCAAGGGCAUUUAGCAGUGCUUCAGGGUAUGAAAAGCCACCUAGAUAACCAGCUGCCUAUUAGUAACAACCUGGAAAUACUAAAAGAUGAACUGGAACAGCUAGAGUCAUUUGAAUCAGGACUGGCUACCUUUGCAAUUAUCCUGAAAAAGGACAUGAAGUUGACAGAAGAGUUUUUAAAGUUUUGUAACAGGGAUAUUCCUGAAGAGAAGCUCAACGAGCUAAGGAUAAGCUAUGACUCUUUGCAGGAAGCGUUUUUGAUGGUCUGUGAUACAUCUUCGAAACGAGCAAAACAAAUAGUCUGUGCAGUUGACUCAGAAAUGUCUAAGCUUGCAGUACUGCACCAGCAACUUUUAAGCAAGCUACAGACAUUUUCCAACUGGAUAACAGAAAACAGUAACAUCAUGAAUGACUUCACAGUGAAUAAUAGUGAUAUAGAAGAGCUGAAGAAAAGUUUACAACUAUUUAAAAACAGAGCUGCAGAGCUCAGCUGUAAAAAAAUGCAACUGGAGUCCACUGCAUUUGAUGUUCAGUUCUUCAUUUCUGAACACGCGCAAGAUCUUUCUCCUAAUCAGAGUAAACAGCUGCUGAGGCUCUUAAAUACGACCCAGAAAACUUUUCAGGAAGUAAAGGAAGCAAUAACAUCUCAAAUGGAAAGUUUAGAAACUCAGAUACAAGCAGCUCAAGAGCUGGGUGAUCAGAAGGAUGUGGCUGAACGGCAGCAGGAGUGCAAAGAGAAGCUGCAGGAAAUCUGUGAUUUGCUUACACAGACUGAAAAUCGACUCAUCGGACGGCAAGAGUCUCUUGUUAUUGGAGACAGUAAGGCUGAGCUACAACAAUACCAGACCAAACAGGAGGAGAUACAAAAAGACAUGAGAAUGAGUGCCCAGACACUGGCAGAAGUUGUGAAAAAUACUGAAACCUUCCUGAAAGAGAAUGGAGAAAAGUUGUCACAAGAAGACAAGACUGUUCUUGAACAGAAACUGAAUGAAGCUAAGACAAAAUGUUUACUCCUUAGCCAGAAAGCAGAAGAGUCCAAAAAAGAACUGGAUAAAGCUAUGACAACAGCAAUUAAGCAGGAAACAGAAAAGGUUGCAGCCAUAGAGCAGCUGGAAGAAAGUAAAAAUACAGUAGAAAAUCUCUUGGAUUGGUUAUCGAAUGUGGAUAAAGAAGCAGAGCAUGGCCGGAAAUUUAAGCAGGUGAUAGAACAGAAUGGAACGCACUUUGAAGAGGGAGAUGUGAAGGCUUUGGAAGGAGAGGAGGAUGAUGUCAAUGGUAAUCUGCUGGACAUUCAGCAAGACAUUGAAACUCAGGUGGAUGGACUAGUAAAAAGCACAGAAGAUAAUUUGAACCAGCAGUAUCAGAAAGUGAAGGCUCAACAUGAUAAAAUUAUUUCACAGCAGCAGGCUGUCAUCAUAGCAACUCAGUCUGCUCAGUCACUGCUUGAGAAACAGGGGCACUACCUUUCCCCUGAAGAAAAAGAUAAGAUGCAAAGGAACAUGAAAGAGCUAAAGGCUCAGUACGAGACAGCUUUAGCUGAGUCAGAAAGGAAAAUGAAAUUGACUCAUUCCCUAAGAGAAGAACUUGAGAAAUUUGAUGCAGACUAUAGCGAAUUUGAAAACUGGCUUCAGCAAGCAGAACAAGAACUUGACAAUUUGGAGGCAGGUGCUUCUGACUUCAGUGGUAUUAUGGUGAAACUGAAAAGGCAGAAGAGUUUUUCAGAAGAUGUUAUAUCUCACAAAGGUGAUUUACGAUAUAUUACAAUUUCUGGACAAAGAGUUUUAGAUGCUGCAAGGUCAUGUAGCAAAAGAGAUGGUGUGAAGGUUGACAAAGAUGGUAUCGAUACUUCGUCUACUUCUGCUGAAGUGCAAAAUAAAUUGGAUAGUGCUUCAGAUCGUUUCAAAUCUCUCUAUACUAAGUGUAGCAUCCUUGGAAAUAACCUUAAAGACUUGGUGGAUAAAUACCAGCAUUAUGAAGACACUUCAUCUGGACUUUUGGCAGGUCUCAAGGCCUCUGAAAUAACUGUGAACAAACAACUAUCAGAGCCAAUUGCAGUGGAUCCCAAAAAUCUCCAAAGACAACUAGAAGAAACCAAGGUUCUUCAGGGACAAGUGUCUAACCACCAAAUUGCUGUAGAAAAACUGAAAAAAUCUGCUGAGGUGUUAUUGGAUACGAGGGGAGAGUUGACACCAGACAAAGAUGAGAUUCAGAAAACACUGGAUGAUAUUGUGGAGAGAUACGACAAUUUAUCCAAGUCUGUGAAUGAAAGGAAUGAGAAGCUCCAAAUAACUCUGACACGAUCCCUAAGCGUGCAGGAUGGUUUGGAUGAAAUGCUGGAUUGGAUGGAAAGAGUUGAAAAGAGCCUUGAAGAACAAGACCAAGUGCCUUUGAAUUCUGCUGCUAUUCAGGAUAUUAUUAGUAAAAGCAUUAUGCUAGAGCAAGAUAUCGUGGGUCGUCAAAGCAGUAUAAACACCAUGAAUGAAAAAGUGAAGAAGUUCACAGAAACAGCAGAUCCUUCCACUGCAUCCACACUGAAAGCUAAAAUGAGUGAACUUGCAGGACGGUUUUCUGAAGCAAGUAACAAACAUAAAGAAAAGCUUAUGAAAAUGGAAGAGUUAAAGACUAAAGUGGAGUUAUUUGAAGAUCUGUCAGAAAAGCUUCAGUCAUUUCUGGAUGAGAAAAACCAGGCGCUCAGUGAGACAGAGGCACCAAGAAAGGAUGUCAGUGAAGUGUCUCAAUAUAUGCAGGAAGCAAGUGUGGAAUUGGCGCAACAUAAGAAGGAUCUGGAAGUUUUGCAGCAGCUUCUUGAAGAACUUUCAUUCCAUGCUCUUCCUGCAGAUAAAGCGUUGGUAUUAGAGAAAGUAAACGCUUUAUCAAAGAAAUUCAGAGAGGUAGAGGAGACUGUAAAGGAAAAAGAAGAGGAUGUAUCAUCUUGCCAGAAACAAAUGGAUACCUUUGAGCUACUUGUAGAAUCAUUAAAGAAAUGGAUAAAAGAGAUGACAGAACGAAUUCCAGCAGCACAACCCUCUCUGAAUACAGAGGAGUUAAAGAAACCUUUGGAAGACACGUUGAACUUAAAAGAUGAAUGGACAUUAAAAGCACCAGAACUGCAGAAAAUGAAUAGCAGAGGAACAUUGCUGUGUAAUCUAAUUACUGCUGUGACUUCUCCUGCCAAACUGAGAGCAGUUGCAAAAUCAGGUGGCACAAUGUUAAACGGUGAAGGAGCUCCAGGAACUCAGGAUUUCUUGAAAACUAAAGAACUGGCAAAUGUUCAACAAGCCAUGUCUGAUGUAAAUCACAGUUAUGAAGAUUUGGGAAUUUUAUUGAAGGAAAAGAUUUCAGAACUGGAAAGUAUGCUUUCGAAAAUGCAGAAUAUUCAGGAAGAAUCAACCUCAGUGAUGCAGUGGUUGCAAAAAAUGGACAAAACUGCAUCAGAUUGGGAAGCUGCUCCAACUGAUAGUGAGGAGGUUAAAGCCCAAGUUGAGCAACAUAAGCUUUUUGAAACUGAAUUAAAGCAAAGUGCAAAUAAAGUGCAAGAACUGAAGGACAAAGUGACAGAGCUGUUGGAGAAGAACCCUGGCUCUUCUGAGGCACCCAAGUGGAGACAAAUGCUGGACAAAAUAGAUUCCAAAUGGAAAGAGCUCAAUCAAGUUACAUCUGAAAGACAACAAAAAUUAGAGGAGUCUUCAAAUUACCUGACCCAGUUCCAGACAGCAGAAGCUCAGCUAAAGCACUGGCUUGUAGAAAAGGAGCUAAUGGUCAGCGUUCUGGGACCGCUAUCCAUUGAUCCUAAUAUGCUGAAUACACAAAAGCAACAGGUUCAGAUUCUGCUCAAAGAGUUUGACACCAGAAAGCCACAGUAUGAGCAGUUAACUAUGGCUGGUGAAGGGAUUCUGAAGAGACCUGGCGAACAUCCACCUUCCCAUGAAAUUGUAAAAGAGCAAUUGGCAGCUGUGGCACAAAAAUGGGACAGUCUAACUGGCCAACUGAGGAACAGAUGUGACCGAAUUGACCAAGCUAUUGUGAAAAGCACAGAGUAUCAAAGUCUGCUCAGAAGUCUAUCUGAUAAACUAAGUGCCUUGGAUAGCAAACUAAGCAGCGGCCUGGCUGUGAAUACACAACCUGAUGCUGUGAAACAACAACUGGAAAUUGCUAGAGAAAUGAAAGAGGAAAUAGAACAUGAAAUGAAGAACAUAAAUGCUGCUCAAGCUCUUUGUGAAGAGCUGUCAACGCUGGUUGGAGAAGAGUAUUUGAAAGCAGAACUUACAAGACAGUUAGAUGGCAUCUUAAAGUCAUUUAAGGAUAUUGAGCAAAGAUCGGAUAACCAUGUUCAGCAGCUUCAGUCGGCAUAUGCCACUUCUCAUCAGUUCCAGCAAAUGUCUAAGGACUUUCAGGCCUGGCUAGGCAAAAAGAAAGAAGAGUUGAACCAGGCUUGUCCUGUAUCAGCCAAACUUGAUGCCUUGCAAUCACUAGUUGAAGAACAAAAGGAUUUUGAAAAGACUAUAACUGAUCAGAUAAGUUCAUAUGAAAAAAUUGUUGCAGAAGGAGAAAGUAUCUUACAGAAGACUCCAGGGGCUGACAAAGCAGCAUUACAGUCCCAAAUUGCCGCGAUCAGAAGUAACUGGGAUGAAAUCAAUAAGCAGGUAAAAGAAAGGCAAGAUAAAUUAUCAGAUUGUCUGGAGAAAGCCCUCAAAUACAAGCAGCAUGUAGAAAAUCUACAGCCAUGGAUAGAGAAGUGCCAAAGCAACCUGUGUGAAUUAAAAGUUGGCAUAAACCCUACUGAAAUAGAGAAUUCUAUUGUUCAGGUGAAGGCCUGGCAGAAGGACCUGGAUAAACACCAUGGGAUGGUGGAGCUGUUAAAUAAUACUGCUGAAAGUUUGCUUAGUGCAAGCCAAACAGAUAAAGAAAUUGUUCAAGAAGAAACUAAGAUGCUGAAUCAGAAAGUGAACGUGGUCACUGAACAAUUACAUAAGAAGAGAGAGUGCUUGGAAGCUAUGUCGCAAAGGCUGAAAGAGUUUCAGGAAUCAUGCAGGGAAACUGAAAAACAGCUUAAAAGUGCCAAAGAACAUCUGGAAGCUCAUGACUCACUUGGACCUCAGUCAUUCAGUAGCAAACACCUGUUGAUGAUGCAGGCCCAGCAGAAAGCCUUACAGGCUUUAAAGCCUCGUGUUGACUUAGCAAAAAAGCUUGCCCAAGACCUAGUAGUAGAAGCUUCAGAUUCAGCAGGUGUUUCUAACCUUUUGCUCCAAGCUGAAUCCUUGGAACAAGAAUACACUGCAGUGAACCAGCAGGUUGAAGACAGGUGCUCGUUCUUAGAGACAAAACUUCAGGGAAUUGGCCAUUUCCAAAACAGCAUCCGAGAGAUGUUCUCUCAGUUUGCAGAGUUUGAUGAUGAACUUGAUAGCAUGGCUCCAGUGGGGAGAGAUCUCAAGGUACUGCAGUCACAGAGAGAGGACAUAAAACAUUUCCUGAAAAAGCUGGAGGAUCUUAUAAUGAAUAAUGAAAAUGCUAAUAAAAGCUGUAAAAUUAUGCUAGCCACAGAAGCUGAAGCUUCUCCUGAUCUUGUUGGAAUAAAAAGAGACUUGGAAGCUUUAAAUAAACAGUGUAAGAAGCUACUAGACAGAGCAAAAGCCAGGGAAGACCAAGUGGAGGAUACUAUCAGGCGUGUUGAGGAGUUUUACAGUAAGCUAAAAGAAUUUUCCAGCCUGCUUGGGAGAGCUGAAGAACAUGAAGAGUCCCAAGGUCCUGUUGGAAUGGAAACAGACACUAUUAAUCAGCAGCUGAAUACAUUCAAGGUAUUCCAGAAAGAAGAAAUUGAACCCCUGCAAGUAAAACAACAGGAGGUAAAUUGGCUGGGUCAAGGCCUUAUUCAAAGUGCUGCUAAAAGUACCAACAUAGAAAACCUUGAACAUGACCUCGAAGAUGUCAACACCCGAUGGAAGACUCUUAAUAAGAAGGUUGCCCAGCGUGCUGCACAGUUGCAGGAAGCCCUUCUUCACUGUGGGAGAUUUCAGGAUGCCCUUGAAUCUCUGCUUAGCUGGCUCAUUGAUACAGAAGAUCUUGUGGCUAAUCAAAAACCACCAUCUGCUGAAUUCAAAGUUGUGAAGGCCCAAAUACAAGAGCAGAAACUUCUCCAGAGGUUGCUGGAUGACCGCAAGCCUACCGUUGAGGUAAUCAAGCGUGAAGGGGAGAAAAUUGCAGAGUCAGCAGAGCCUGCCGAUAGAGUGAAAAUCUUGACUCAGUUGAGUCUCCUGGAUAGUCGAUGGGAUGCAUUGCUCAGUAAAGCUGAAACCAGGAACCGUCAGUUGGAAGGCAUCUCGGUGGUGGCGCAGCAGUUCCAUGAAGCUCUGGAGCCACUGGUGGAGUGGCUGACUGCCACAGAGAAGAGGCUUGCGAAUGCAGAACCCAUUGGGACACAGGCCUCCAAACUGCAGCAGCAAAUUUCUCAGCACAAAGCCCUAGAAGAUGAUGUCGUAGCUCACAGUAAGAGUUUACAUCAUGCCAUUAGCAUUGGUCAGUCUCUAAAGACUAUGAGCUCCAGGGAAGAUAAAGAUAUGGUGCAGGAAAAACUAGAUUCUUCUCAGGCCCGAUACAUUGAGGUUCAAGAGAAGAGCAACAGCAGAUCUGAACUUCUCCAGCAAGCUUACAGCAAUGCCCAGAUUUUUGGGGAGGAUGAAGUUGAAUUGAUGAACUGGCUGAACGAAGUCCAUGAUAAACUGAGCAAAUUGUCAGUCCAAGACUGCAACACCGAAUUGCUUGAGAAACAGCACUCUGAACUACUGGAUCUUCAAGAGGAAAUUCUUCUUAGGAAACAAAAUGUUGAUUUGGCUAUACAAAAUGGCUUAGAGCUUCUCAAGCAAACAACAGGUGAUGAAGUUGUAAUAAUUCAAGAUAAACUGGAAGGCAUUAAAGCAAGGUACAAAGACAUUACCAAAUUGAGUUCUGAUGUAUCCAAGACCUUAGAGCAAGCUCUGCAGCUUGCAGGUCAGCUCUACUCAACUCACGAGAAACUCUGCAAAUGGCUUGAUGAAGUUGAGGUGGAGUUGCUCUCAUAUGAAACUCAAGUAGCAAAGGGCGAAGAACUGAGCCAAGUACAAGAAAGACAAAAAGAGCUGAAAAAAGAAGCAAAGAACAACAGAGGCUUAUUGGAUACUCUGAAUGAAGUUGGCAGUGCCUUCCUGGAGCUGGUGCCAUGGAGGGCCAGAGAGGGGCUUGAUAAAAUGUUAACGGAGGACAAUGAACGUUACAGAUUAGUGAGUGACACAAUCUCUCAGAAGGUGGAUGAGAUUGAUGCUGCCAUCCUGAGAUCCCAGCAGUUUGAUCAAGCAGCUGAUGCUGAAUUUGCCUGGAUCGCAGAAACAGAAAAGAAACUGAUGUCUCUGGGUGAUAUUAGACUUGAGCAAGACCAGACCACGGCUCAACUACAAGUUCAAAAGGCUUUUACCAUGGAGAUUUUGAGGCACAAAGAUACUAUAGAUGAACUUGUUAAAUCUGGGGAUAAAAUUAUGAAGACGUGUACUGAAGAGGAGAAGCAGACCAUGAAGAAAAAAAUGGAAAACCUCUUAAAGAAAUAUGAUGCAGUCUGUCAAAUGAACUCUGAGAGAAACCUCCAGCUGGAACGGGCCCAGUCCCUGGUUAACCAGUUCUGGGAGACUUAUGAAGAGCUUUGGCCGUGGUUAACUGAAACGGAAAUGAUCAUCUCUCAGCUACCUGCACCAGCCCUUGAAUACGAAACUUUAAAGCAACAACAAGAAGAGCAUAGGCAACUGCGUGAGCUGAUCGCUGAGCACAAGCCUCAUAUAGAUAAGAUGAACAAAACUGGGCCUCAGUUGCUGGAGUUGAGCCCAGGAGAAGGUUUUUCUAUCCAAGAGAAAUAUGUGGCUGCUGACACCCUUUACAGUAAAAUUAAGGAAGAUGUCAAACAGCGAGCACUGGCACUGGAUGAAGCCAUUUCUCAGUGUACCCAGUUUCAUGACAAGAUAGAUCCAACUCUUGAGAGUCUGAAACGCAUAGUUGAACGUUUGAGACAGCCACCUUCGAUCUCAGCAGAGGUUGAGAAGAUUAAAGAGCAAAUCAGUGAAAAUAAGAAUGUGUCAAUGGAUCUGGAAAAACUUCAGCCCGUGUAUGAGACGCUUAAACAGAGAGGCGAUGAAAUGAUUGCUCGCUCAGAAGGAGCUGAUAAGGAUAUAUCUGCUAAAGCUGUUCAAGAUAAACUAGACCAAAUGGUCCUCAUUUGGGAAGAAAUCCAGACCUUGACUGAGGAAAGAGAGGCCAAAUUGUUGGAUGUAAUGGAACUAGCUGAGAAGUUUUGGUGUGAUCAUAUGACUCUUGUAGCUACUAUUAAAGAUACUCAGGACUUCAUCCGAGAACUGGAGGGACCUGGAGUUGACCCAUCUGUAGUCAAGCAACAGCAAGAAGCUGCUGAGGCUGCUAAAGAAGAAAUUGAUGGACUACAAGAAGAGCUAGAAACAGUUGUAAGCCUUGGCUCUGAACUUAGAGCUGCAUGUGGAGAGCCUGACAAACCUAUUGUCAACAAGAGUAUAGAUGAGCUGAAUUCUGCCUGGGACGCCUUAAACAAAACAUGGAAAGAACGCGUGGAUAAGCUUGAUGAAGCUAUGCAGGCAGCUGUUCAAUAUCAAGAUGGACUGCAGGCAAUAUUUGACUGGGUAGACAUUGCUGGCAGCAAGUUAGCAUCUAUGUCCCCGGUGGGAACAGAUCUGGAAACAGUGAAGCAGCAAACAGAGGAACUUAAGCAAUUUAAGACAGAAGCUUAUCAGCAGCAGAUAGAAAUGGAAAGACUGAACCAUCAGGCAGAACUGUUGCUGAAGAAGGUAACAAAGGAGAGUGACAAGCACACUGUUCAAGACCCCCUCUCAGAGCUCAAACUCAUGUGGGACAGCCUAGAAGAAAAAAUUAUAAAUAGACAGCACAAGCUGGAAGGUGCCUUGUUAGCCUUGGGGCAGUUCCAGCAUGCCCUGGAUGAGUUACUGACAUGGCUGACGCAUACAGAAGACUUGCUGAAUGAACAGAAACCUGUGGGUGGAGACCCCAAGGCUAUUGAAAUUGAACUUGCCAAACAUCAUGUGCUACAAAAUGAUGUUUUAGCUCAUCAGUCUACAGUGGAAGCAGUUAAGAAAGCAGGAAAUGACCUGAUUGAAUCAAGUGCUGUUGAAGAAGCAAGUAAUUUACGGAGCAAGUUGGAACUUCUGAAUCAGCGCUGGCAAAACGUAUUGGAAAAAACAGAACAAAGGAAACAGCAGCUGGACAGUGCCUUGAUCCAGGCCCAAGGUUUCCAUGGUGAAGUUGAAGAUAUGCAGCAAUGGCUGACAGACACUGAACGUCAGCUGUUGGCAUCAAAACCUGUUGGAGGCUUACCAGAAACAGCAAGAGAGCAGCUAAAUACCCAUAUGGAACUUUGUGCUGCCUUUGAAGCCAAAGAAGAGACGUAUAAGUGUCUAAUGCAGAAAGGCCAGCAGAUGCUUGCAAGAUGCCCAGAGUCUGCUGAAACGAACGUUGAGCAGGACAUAAAUAACUUAAAAGAAAAAUGGGAGUCGGUGCAAACAAAGCUCAGUGAAAGAAAAACCAAGCUGGAAGAAGCCCUCAAUUUAGCAAUGGAGUUCCACAACUCACUUCAAGAUUUCAUCAAUUGGCUUACUCAGGCUGAGCAAACUCUAACUGCAGCUUCUCGGCCAAGUCUUAUCUUGGACACUGUCUUAUUUCAAAUUGAUGAACACAAGGUUUUUGCCACAGAAGUGAAUUCUCAUCGAGAUCAGAUCAUAGAGCUGGACAAAACUGGAACUCAUUUAAAAUAUUUCAGCCAGAAACAGGAUGUUGUCCUUAUUAAGAAUCUUCUGAUUAGUGUACAGAGUCGAUGGGAAAAAGUAGUUCAGCGCUUGGUUGAAAGGGGAAGAGCUUUGGAUGAUGCAAGGAAAAGAGCCAAACAGUUCCAUGAAGCCUGGCACAAACUUAUGGAAUGGCUGGAAGAGUCAGAGAAAUCUUUGGACUCAGAUCUUGAAAUUGCAAAUGACCCUGACAAAAUAAAGAUGCAGCUGGCACAGCAUAAGGAAUUCCAGAAAUCUCUUGGUGCCAAACAUUCUGUGUAUGAUACCACAAAUAGGACUGGACGCUCCUUGAAAGAGAAAACCACCUUGGCUGAUGACAAUUUGAAACUUGAUGAUAUGUUGAGUGAACUAAGGGAUAAGUGGGACACAAUUUGUGGAAAAUCAGUGGAAAGACAAAAUAAACUAGAAGAAGCCCUGUUAUUUUCAGGACAGUUUACUGAUGCUCUGCAAGCUCUCAUUGAUUGGUUAUACAAAAUUGAACCUCAGCUAGCAGAAGAUCAGCCAGUACAUGGAGACAUUGAUUUAGUGAUGAAUCUGAUCGACAAUCACAAGGUUUUCCAGAAGGAGCUGGGAAAGAGAACAAGCAGUGUCCAAGCUCUGAAGCGCUCUGCAAGGGAACUGAUAGAAGGCAGUCGUGAUGACUCUUCCUGGGUCAAAGUCCAAAUGCAGGAGCUAAGUACUCGCUGGGAGACAGUUUGUGCCCUGUCAGUAUCCAAGCAAACGCGACUGGAACAGGCUCUUCGACAGGCAGAAGAAUUCCACUCUGUUGUCCAUGUCCUUUUGGAGUGGCUGGCAGAGGCAGAGCAAGCUCUUCGUUUCCAUGGGGUCCUUCCAGAUGAUGAAGAGGCCUUGCGUACACUGAUAGACCAGCACAGGGAAUUUAUGAAAAAAUUGGAAGAGAAACAGGCAGAAUUGAAUAAGGCAACAGGUAUGGGAGAAGAUAUCCUAGCUAUCUGCCACCCAGACUCCAUCACCACUAUUAAGCACUGGAUAACAAUUAUCAGAGCCAGGUUUGAAGAGGUGUUAGCAUGGGCUAAACAACAUCAACAGAGACUGGCAGGAGCUCUGGCUGGACUUCUUGCUAACCAAGAAUUGCUGGAAGUCUUACUAUCCUGGUUGCAGUGGGCAGAGACUACACUUACUGAAAAAGAUAAAGAAGUUAUCCCCCAGGAGAUUGAGGCAGUUAAAGCACUUAUAGCUGAACAUCAGACAUUCAUGGAGGAAAUGACUAGAAAGCAACCUGAUGUAGAUAAAGUUACAAAGACCUAUAAAAGAAAGGCACUUGAACCUACUCCAGUACAAUCUCAUAUUCCUGUCCUUGAUAAGGGAAGAGCAGGAAGAAAGCGUUCCCCAACACCAGGCAUGUAUCUGUCAGCAGCACAGGCACAGAUCGAAACCAAGAAUCCACGGGUAAACCUUUUAGUCAGCAAAUGGCAACAGGUCUGGCUCCUGGCCUUGGAAAGAAGAAGAAAACUUAAUGAUGCUUUGGACAGACUUGAAGAGCUGAGGGAAUUUGCCAAUUUUGAUUUUGAUAUUUGGAGGAAAAAAUACAUGCGAUGGAUGAACCAUAAGAAGUCUCGUGUGAUGGACUUCUUUAGGAGGAUUGAUAAAGAUCAGGAUGGAAAGAUAACAAGGCAGGAAUUUAUCGAUGGAAUUCUCUCUUCAAAGUUCCCAACAAGCCGACUUGAAAUGAGUGCUGUUGCAGACAUUUUUGAUAGGGAUGGUGACGGAUAUAUUGACUAUUAUGAAUUUGUGGCAGCUCUUCAUCCAAACAAGGAUGCAUACAAGCCUCUCACUGAUGCUGACAAAAUUGAAGAUGAGGUUACAAGGCAGGUAGCUAAAUGUAAAUGUGCAAAACGGUUUCAAGUGGAACAGAUUGGGGAUAACAAGUACAGGUUCUUCCUGGGAAAUCAGUUUGGUGACUCUCAACAACUGCGCCUUGUUCGUAUCCUAAGAAGUACAGUCAUGGUUCGUGUUGGAGGUGGCUGGAUGGCACUUGAUGAGUUCUUAGUGAAAAAUGAUCCUUGCAGGGCUAAAGGGAGGACAAACGUGGAGCUACGUGAGAAGUUCAUUUUGGCAGAUGGAGCCAGUCAGAGCAUGGCAGCAUUCCGACCAAGGGGCCGUAGAUCACGACCCUCUUCAAGGGCUGCUUCCCCCAACAGAUCUGCUUCUCUGUCAAGUCAGGCUGGCCAGGCAGCUGCCCCACAAGCUGUUGCUACAAGUACGCCAAAGACACCCCAUCAUUUAACACGCAACUAUGGUAAACCAUGGUUGACAAACAGCAAAACAUCAACUCCUAAGCCACCAGACUUCUCAGACUGUCAAGGGUCAUCUGCAGAGGGAACACCAAUUCAAGGAACUAAACUCAGACUGCCAGGAUAUUUAUCAGGGAAGAGUUUCCGUUCUGGAGAAGACAGUGGCAUACUGUCGACAGCAGCUACCAGAGUUAGAGCUCAGUUUGCAGAAACGAGAAGAACUCCAAGCAGACCCGGAAGCCGAGCAGGAAGCAAGGCUGGCAGCAGGUCAAGUAGCCGCCGAGGCAGUGAUGCAUCUGACUUUGACAUUUCAGAGAUCCAGUCUGUAUGCUCAGAUAUGUCGGAAAUUGUUCCUGCUACAAGCAAACCGAAACCCCGAGCAGAUCCUUCGCCGGCAACAGCCAAGCCUUCUAAAAUUCCAACUCCUGAGAGGAGGCCACUAGCCAGCAAAUUGGACAAGUCCUUGAAGAGAUAAUAUGAUUGGCUCCGUGAAGGUCUUUUCCUUUUGCAUUAAGUAUUUAAGUUCAUAAGAUGUAAAAUAUUAUGUAGAAAUUACUGUGAAAUAUCGCAAGAGGUGGAUUUUUAAUUCUGCAGAUGGCCUUAUUUGUGUAUUUGUCUUCUUAUUUUAUGUGUAUAAUUUUUGUCAGAUUUGUUUUUGUUUAUGCCAUAUCCUGUGAGAAGGGGGAAGAGUUUUAAUGUAAACUAAGUUGUACACAGUAACGUGUAGAAAGUACACUAAAAAUAAUUGCCGAAUGUACAGUGUACUGAAUGUACAGUAAGUCUCUGCAACCUCAAUAAGAUAGGCCUAUCACUCUGGCAUUAGUUAACAGUAAAGGAUACCUCAUGAUUUUUCUUUAAAAAAAGAAAAAGAGACAACUAAAAAGCCAAAAGACACAGUUACAUGUUUCGAGCUAACUAAACAAACACUAAAGGAUGUACAUUGAAACUACUAAGGGAUACAAACCCACAUUCACAGUACCUUUAUUUAUACAGCAUCCCUCGGAGAACUCACAGAGUUCAUUAAGCACCCGGCAGUAAUAGGAUACUCCAGUACCUUGCAGCAUUUCUGUGCCAUUGCUUUCAGUGAGGCCAGACACAUUCUGGAUACCUGAACUACUAUUCUGUAAGGAUAUCAAUAUAAAGUGCAUUCAUGUAAAUGUGAGGUUUUCUUUUGCUUGAGUGGAUGGUAGCACUGUAUCAUUGAACUCAUUUUGUAUCAAAGCAAUUUUGCUUGCAGAAAGCUCCGAAAUAAGCAUGUCCCUUAACUUUAUUUCUAUUGUAUUUCUUAUUUCACAGGAAGGUAAUUUUCUGCGGUAUGUUUUAGGGCAUAUAUAAUUUCAGAUGACCAAUAAUUACCAUAGGAACAUAGGCUUUAAUGUAAUUUCCCAUUAUCAGCAAUCAGAUUUUGGUUAGCUACUGUAUUUGUUUAAUAAAACACUAAAUUGCACAAAUCGGA
Messenger RNA from Colius striatus (speckled mousebird), 25607 nucleotides. It is a transcript of the gene DST, whose product is annotated as dystonin. Gene Ontology annotation, biological process: cytoplasmic microtubule organization; hemidesmosome assembly; intermediate filament bundle assembly. The transcript is spliced from 101 exons. Gene Ontology annotation, molecular function: keratin filament binding; structural molecule activity; microtubule binding. Lineage: Eukaryota; Metazoa; Chordata; Aves; Coliiformes; Coliidae. The record is from RefSeq and is a predicted model, not a curated record. Bases 126 to 24626 code for a protein of 8166 amino acids. Gene Ontology annotation, cellular component: focal adhesion; cytoplasm; hemidesmosome.